CGAAAUUGUGACUCCUGAGAUAGCGAUUUUAAUAUCUCAUACUGCGGUCGGCAGCAGCUAUGCCAUUUCUUUUCCCGAUUUCCACGUUGACGAUCUCCGCGUUUCCUUUGUACUGCCUCUAGAACUUGCUCUACUUCUUUAGUUUGACCGCUACAAAUAAGGUUACCGAGUCACUCGGCUCACUCGAUCUUUACAGACAGAAAUGGCGGACGAGUUCCCCAUCCCAGAGACACAAGUGCUUGCUGUCGCCAGCCAUGUAGGGCCAGCCAUCCUAAAGAUCUCCAUGGAUCCGAUUGACUGACAUCACGCAAGGUUGUUUACGGAAGCUAUGUCGGGAAUACAAUGGCGACGUAUGUGAUGCAGUCGCUAGGUUGCGAGGUUGCUGCUCUUAAUACCGUGCAAUUCAGCAAUCAUUUAGGAUAUGGACAAGCAAAAGGCACGCGAGCCACAGCCCAAGAAAUCACAGACCUCUACGCCGGCCUCCAAGACUCGAACCUCUCCUCCUUUCAAAUGAUGCUCUCGGGCUACCUUCCUGGAGCCGCCUCCGUCGAAGCCGUUGGCGCCAUCGCGCGGGAUCUGAAAUACAAAGCUACAAUGGAGCCGGGGGAGUUCUUCUGGGUGCUCGAUCCGGUUAUGGGUGAUAAUGGGAAGCUGUAUGUAGCGGAAGAUGUGCCGCUUGCGUAUAAGAGCUUGAUCAUAGAUGCGGAUCUAAUUCUGCCGAAUCAGUUCGAGGCCGAGACAUUAUCGGGAGUUAAGAUCGUGGGUAUGGAGACGCUGAAGGAAGCAAUUGUCACGCUGCAUGAGAAAUACCGGAUUCCUCAUAUUGUAGUCACCUCGAUUACUCUACCAGCACUGGGAGCACUGCCCUCUCUCUCAGUGGUUGGGUCGACAUUCACGAGUACAGCAGAACCGAGAAUAUUCGAGAUCAAGAUCCCGGCCAUCGAUUGUUUCUUCAGUGGGACAGGGGAUAUGUUUGCCGCGUUAAUGCUGGUGAGGUUACGAGAAGCGGUACAUACAAUUGAAGGGUUAGUUAAGACAAAGUCGUGGGUUAGUGGUGACGAGGUCGAGGCAACGGAAUUACCACUUGCGAAGGCGUGUGAGAAAGUGUUGGCGAGUAUGCAUGAGGUAUUGACCAGGACGAAAGUCAGCAGAGAUGCGGAGUUGGAGAAGUAUAAAGGAGUCGAUUGGGAAGGGGAUGAGAAGAAAAAGAGGGUGGUGGAAAGUAAGGCUGCGGAGGUUAGACUUAUAAGGAAUUUGGAUUGUUUGCGGCAUCCUGAUGUCAAGUUUAGAGCGGAAAGGUUUCCAUAAAUAUGGGUUGUCUAGAUGGUAAGCAGGUAAGAUGUAGAGCGUUUGGGUUACGGGGCACGAGUUCUAUUCUGCUCAUUUAGAAGUAUCUCGCAAGUACAUCAGCUUUCUUGAAGGAGGCCCAAUUGCAUUCAAGUCUAUUUUCCUUACACACCUGAACUCCCUUUCAUCAUCUACCUCCACACCACCUCACCUAAUCCACCCGAAACUUGUACGCCAUUUCUCCAGGUACCAAAAUCUAUCCAGUACUUCCAAAGCCACCAGCACCUCGAACACU
This is a messenger RNA of Hyaloscypha bicolor E, 1582 nucleotides long. RefSeq names its product Ribokinase-like protein. The transcript has 4 exons. Gene Ontology annotation, cellular component: cytosol. NCBI's taxonomy places the organism in Eukaryota, Fungi, Ascomycota, Leotiomycetes, Helotiales, Hyaloscyphaceae. Gene Ontology annotation, molecular function: pyridoxal kinase activity. Gene Ontology annotation, biological process: pyridoxal 5'-phosphate salvage. The record is from RefSeq and is a predicted model, not a curated record. The coding region runs from base 343 to 1308 and encodes 321 amino acids.